GCCCCGGUCGUUUUGGAAUGACGUGUCAGAAAGCCCCGGAAGCUGUCAGUGACUCCAAGAUGGCCUACCAGACUCUGCAGCAGGAAUAUCUACAGAUUCCUGUUGUCACCAGAGCUUACACCACGGCCUGCGUCCUCACCACCGCUGCAGUGCAACUGGAGAUCAUCACACCGUUCCAGCUCUACUUUAACCCCGAUCUGAUUCUGAAGAAUUACCAGGUAUGGCGACUCAUCACCAACUUCCUGUUUUUCGGUCCAGUUGGCUUCAAUUUCCUGUUCAACAUGAUCUUUCUGUACAGAUACUGCCGGAUGCUGGAGGAGGGCUCUUUCAGGGGCCGAACGGCUGACUUUGUCUUCAUGUUCCUGUUUGGUGGCCUCCUCAUGACCAUCUUCGGCAUGUUUGUGAGCCUCGUCUUCCUCGGCCAGGCCUUCACCAUCAUGCUCGUCUACAUCUGGAGCCGAAGGAACCCAAACGUUCGCAUGAACUUCUUCGGCCUCCUUAACUUCCAGGCUCCCUUCCUGCCCUGGGUGCUGAUGGGAUUCUCACUCCUGCUGGGAAACUCCAUCAUCAUCGACCUUUUAGGCAUCGCUGUCGGUCAUGUGUAUUACUUCCUGGAGGACGUGUUUCCCAACCAACCAGGAGGAGGACGGUGGCUCAAGACUCCAUCAAUCAUAAAGAUGCUGUUCGACACUCCGGAGGAAGACGCCAACUACAACCCUCUACCAGAGGACCGACCCGGAGGCUUCGCCUGGGGGGAGGGUCAGCGGCUCGGAGGGUAGAUGUCCCCCCUCCCCCCGCAGGUGUCGGGUGGCCUUCGUGGACCUUCCCUCAGAGAGACGAGGGGGACCAACGUGCUCUUUGUUUUCGACGUGUUCUGUUUAGUUCCGGGUGAAGAAUGCCAAACAGCCUGGACUGCUUUGAAGGAAACGGUUCUCUUGUUCGUGAUUUUGGGCUUAAAUCAUUUUCAGAAACUCUUCUCGAUCCCAAGUCGUCUCUCCGUGGCCCAUUUUUAGAAGAACCGGAGCUUCGGACUUCAGAUAAACUUUGGACAAUGAGCCUGUUUGGUUCACAUGAUGUUUGUCUUUCGUCUCAGUAACAUACUGAUGUGUAACAUAUUAAAAAAAAUGGAAAAAAAUGAGAACAUUUAAAUAUAAAACAGAAUUUAUCCUAA
Cyprinodon tularosa is the source of this 1171-nucleotide messenger RNA. It is a transcript of the gene derl2, whose product is annotated as derlin 2. The transcript has 7 exons. NCBI's taxonomy places the organism in Eukaryota, Metazoa, Chordata, Actinopteri, Cyprinodontiformes, Cyprinodontidae. The record is from RefSeq and is a predicted model, not a curated record. Gene Ontology annotation, cellular component: endoplasmic reticulum membrane; Hrd1p ubiquitin ligase ERAD-L complex. Gene Ontology annotation, biological process: endoplasmic reticulum unfolded protein response. Gene Ontology annotation, molecular function: misfolded protein binding; ubiquitin-specific protease binding. Bases 18 to 779 code for a protein of 253 amino acids.